This is a messenger RNA of Dreissena polymorpha, 2248 nucleotides long. RefSeq lists its product as uncharacterized. NCBI's taxonomy places the organism in Eukaryota, Metazoa, Mollusca, Bivalvia, Myida, Dreissenidae. The transcript has 2 exons. Bases 468 to 2183 code for a protein of 571 amino acids. Gene Ontology annotation, molecular function: DNA binding. The record is from RefSeq and is a predicted model, not a curated record. Gene Ontology annotation, cellular component: nucleus.
GGUUGCGAAUAAAAUCAAGUAAGUACAAUCAACGAUUGGUUCACAUAUAUUACAGAGAUCGGGAUAUUUUUCAAUGUGACACAGUAUGUACCAGUCCUUUUAUGGGCACUUCUCAAAAUUUAUUUAAUUACAGACAAUAGGAAAAUCAGCGUCAGUAAAAUGUCGACCGCAUCAAAAUUUAUUUCCGAGUCUGUGACGCAACUAUAUUGUUUAACAUGUUUAUUAUAUUAAACAAACCCGAUAUUAUAGUAGAUGAAAAAGUAUUACCUUGCAAUUUGAUAAUUAGUAUAAAUAAUCCAAUAAAACACUGCCAUUAUUUACGAUAUCCGUCGAGUGACCCGAAAUGACGCUGCCCUAUUUCGACGCCAUUUUUGUUUUGCCUCUGUUUGAUACAUAAGCGACAUCCGUUGACGUCAUACACUAUCAGACUUUACGCUACAACGAUUUUGCUAGAGCUGUUCAUAGUAAUGUGGAAAAUAGCUGGUUCAAAGGUCCCACAAAAGAAGUACAGGUGCUAUUCACCUACUUCCAUUAACACAGCCUAUGAAAAGGUGUUGCUGACAGGGGCCCAUAUUAGAACCACUGCCAGAGAGUAUGGCAUCCCAGAAGCCUCACUGCGACACAGGUUGAAUGGCAGAGUAAAUCCGGAGGCAACACAUUCUGGACCACCACCUACAUUAUCUCAGGAGGAAGAGGCACACUUGACAGACCAUCUAAAAUUAAUGGCAAGCUGUGGAUAUGGUUACAGUCGGGCAGAAGUUGUUGACAUGGCCAGUGAAUAUGCGAUAUUUCUUGGAAAACGGGACAAGGAGCAUCCGUUCACACUUAAGUGGUUCAGGCUGUUUAUGAAACGAUGGCCAGAGCUGAAAGUGUUGAAGCCUCGUGGGCUUGAGAUUCAACGUGCCAAAGCCACCAACAAGGAAUCCGUGUCAGUAUAUUAUACUGAACUGGGCAACAUCAUGGACAAGUAUGAUCUAAAGCAUAAGCCAGAACGGAUAUACAAUGUUGAUGAGAAAGGUUUGUCCACUUCCCAUAAACCCCCUUCAGUGGUUGCAAGCUGCGAAUCUCAGCCACAAGCAGUCACAUCUGGUUCAAGAACCCUCAUCACAGUCAUUGGUUGCGGAAAUGCCAUGGGUAACAGUGUUCCACCAUUCUUUGUAUUUCCAGGGUUACGGAUGAAGUCAGAAUUAUUAGAUGGUGGUGGUCAUGGAGUUGAUGGUACAGUCACUGAGUCCGGGUGGAGUAAUAGUGCUGUGUUCAAAAGGUACCUUGAGCAACACCUGCUAAAAUACUUACCUGAACGUUGUCUGGACAAUCCUGUUCUGAUUCUCUAUGAUGGCCAUAAAUCUCACAUUAAUUUGGGGUUGAUUGAUUGGGCCAAGUCACAGAACAUAAUCCUGUUUGUUCUGCCAGCACACACGAGCCAUGUUUUGCAGCCUCUAGAUGUUGGUUGUUUUGGGCCAUUCGAAAGGAUCUACAGCUCUGUGUGUCACAAGUUCAUGCGCGACAACUGUGGGCAAAGUAUAACACGUUUCAAUGUGUGUGCACUUGGAAGCAAGGCAUAUUCGCAAGCACUGUCACCAAAUAAUUUACAGGCAUCCUUUCGCAGAACUGGCAUCUACCCAUAUGAUCCAAAUGCUAUAGAUUCCUCAGUGUUCAAGCCAUCAGAAGCCCUUCAACAAGAAACCAGUUCUCUUCAAUCAAUCAUCCAACCCUCAGAAACGGAAGUCUCCCAAUUUUUCUGCAAUAAAGAAGCAAACAUCAUAUCCAAGAAACAAGCAACAAAAAAGAGGAAAUACCUAAGUUCAGUGGUCAGUGGAAAGCCAAUUACUGAGGAUGUAAUUAUUCAAAAAAUUCAGGAUCAUGAAGAGGGAAGAAAUAAAAAGACAAAGACCCAGAAGUUGACCGUACAACCUGGACCAUCUGGAACAGUUAAGGCAGUGUCACCUGUCCCUGCUUUACCGGCAGAUGAAUCAUCAGGGGAUGAGGAUGAAACAGAGGUGUGCUGUGUAUGCAGCCUAUUCACACCCAGUGCUGUACGGCAGAGUUCUUCACUGGUCUUUGUGAAAUGGGUGCAGUGUUCUGCGUGUGGACACUGGGUUCAUCUCAUUUAUUGUACUAAACUCCGGGUUGUAAGGAGAGGUGAUAUCUUCAUGUGUCCUCACUGUGUUGGUGAAGAGUAACUUGAACUUGUUGAAAACUUGUUAUAAUUGACAUGAAUAAAAUUCAAUAAAAUUAAAAACCUCAA